Procambarus clarkii (red swamp crayfish) is the source of this 2684-nucleotide messenger RNA. The record is from RefSeq and is a predicted model, not a curated record. Lineage: Eukaryota; Metazoa; Arthropoda; Malacostraca; Decapoda; Cambaridae.
UGAUAGGUUUGCGUGGGCGAGUACCAGAGCAAGUCUAGGGGUAGGUGGUCUACCACAGCACCACAGUGGUGAGGCGGGUCUACAGUGGUCUCGCCAUACACAUCCUACGGGCAGAGCUGCAAGUCCGGAAGUGGGUGAUCGUGAUAUUUUUCCUACUCCCAGCUUCAUUCUUUUAUGAUAUUUAUUACUACACUCGGUCGUGGCUCGUCUUCAGACUCAGCUCUGCUCCCCGGCACCACGAGAGCCGGGUCAAGGAUGUACAGAGACAGGUGAGGGAAUGGCAUGCAAGUGGCCAGGAUGUCCCCAUGUGCACUGCUCGUCCGGGGUGGCAGACAAUAAGCUUCAGAGAGGGAGCCUACAAGAAAAAAUUCUACAAGGUUGCAAUAAACAUGGUAGACAUCUUGGAGAUUGAUAUAUGUAAAAUGACUGUUCGGUGUGAGCCACUUGUAACAAUGGGUCAACUUACUCGUGCCCUUAUUGAUGUGGGCUGGACUAUUCCCGUUGUUCCAGAGAUGGAUGAUCUAACUAUUGGUGGAUUGGUAAUGGGCACAGGCAUAGAGACAUCAUCACACAAGAUGGGACUGUUUCAACACACGUGUGUAGCAUAUGAAUUAGUUGUUGCAGAUGGCUCUGUUAUAAUUUGCUCAGAGAAUGAAAACAGAGACCUGUUCUACUCUGUUCCCUGGUCAUAUGGUACUCUUGGGUUUUUAACUGCAGUUGAAAUUAAAAUUAUUCCUGCUCAGAGGUUUGUCCGAGUGGAAUACAAGCCUUGCUAUUCCCUGGAUAGCCUUGUCAACACUUUCACAGAAGAGACAAGUAGAGUUGAUGGGAACCAGUUUGUGGAGGGAAUAAUGUACUCCUUGCACUCUGGGGUGGUCAUGACUGCCAACAUGUGUACUUCGGCCCCACUUGACCAGCUUAACAAAAUUGGGAGAUGGUUUAAACCAUGGUUCUUUAAGCACGUGGAGACUUUUUUGACCAAUCAUGAAGCUGCAGUGGAAUACAUUCCAAUUAGAGAUUACUACCAUCGUCACACAAGAUCUAUUUUUUGGGAAAUACAGGAUAUCAUACCGUUUGGCAACAAUGUGGUAUUCCGUUAUCUUCUCGGGUGGCUGGUGCCCCCUAAAGUAUCACUGCUUAAGCUGACUCAAGGACAAGCUAUUAAGGAGCUGUACGAGAAAAAUCACUUUAUCCAGGACAUGCUUGUUCCACUUGCUGAUUUGAAGGAAGCACUUGGUGUCUUUGAAAAGGAAGUUAAGAUACAUCCCAUGUGGUUAUGUCCGUUCAAAUUGCCUGCAAAUCCUGGUAUGCUUCAUCCCUUGAAUGGACAAGAGGCCUUAUUUGUUGAUAUUGGGACGUAUGGCACACCAAACGUUGAAGGCUUUGACCCAACUCAGACAACACGCAAAAUUGAGGAAUUUGUAAGAAAAGUUAAAGGCUUCCAAAUGAUGUAUGCAGAUUCAUACAUGACUCGGGAAGAAUACAGGGAGAUGUUUGACCACUCAUUGUAUGACAAAAUGAGGGAAAAAUUGAAUUGCCAAAAUGCUUUUCCUGAGGUGUAUGAUAAGGUAAACAGAAAGGCUCGUAUUUAAGUUUUUUGAAAUUUUCUUAGCAAAGUUUUAGGUCUCGUACAUUGGGGUAAUGUCUUCCACUGUUAUAUUUGCUGAUAGAUACUCGGCAUACAUGCUGUGAACAUUUCUGUAGAAAUGUAGUGUACGCAAUAAUAGCAAUGCACGCACAAACUCAAUUAGAGAUAUGUUUCAACUGCCAUGAUUAGCAGGAUAAGAGUUGAAUAUAAUGAAGCUACCUUGUUUGGCGAGGUCCGUGGUAGCUCCUAUAACCAAGUACUGAUACACCCAAACUUUGGGGAGAUGCAUUAGGCCUGGGCGCCUAAGGCUCAUCUUUGCCUGUUGGGAACCAGGGCCUCUUAAUAGUUGAGGAGAACUUAGGGAUCACAAGCAGCCCAAAAUGAAGAGAGAACAUCCACCAGAAAGCCUACGUACCCACAAGUAAUAAAGUAAGGUGAUGUAAUUAUCAGGGAAAAGAACUAAGCCAGUGUGACUAUAUAGCCACAAGUAUUAAGGCAAACUAUUUGUGUUGUCACACUUGUGCUUUCUGGUGGAGUUUUUUUGUUUUGGAUUGAUCUCUUUCCUUGUCCAGUAGUGCCAGAUUCUAGUUCUGGUUCCCAGUAGGCGAGGGUGGAACUUGUACGCAGGUACAUUUUCCUGUGGCACGACUGGACCCUGGCAACUAUUUUGAAAAGGGAUCCUCCCAGAUAGGUAAAGCAUUUUUUUGUUUAAGAAACAUUAACAAUUAGCAAAGCUUUCUUAUUUUAAUAAUAUUUAAACAUUAUAAUAACUGGCAGUGAAUGUUUAUUGUGUAUAUGGAAAGUUAAGAGAAUAAUGUAAACAAAAAUUCAAUUAUAUUCUAUGCUGAGUAAAUGUUAUUGGAUUCUUUAGCCCUCUAACACUUUUUUAUUGUUUUAACUUUUUCCAAUAUUUUAAGAUUGCUUUUAAUGUUAUAUAUGAACAUAUUAAUAAUAGAUAAUAAAUUCCUUUUGCUUUGAGAGCAAGAGAAAAUGAUGUUAUUUAACUUCAGAAGGCCACUUCCUCCUUUACAAACACUAAAUACUACGCGAUUCAUACCAUGGAGAUACUUGGCCUGAUUAAAGUUUUCUUAUUAUG